CCUCCCCCUCAGGCCCCUGGGAACUGGAGCCCCAAGUGUCUGACUUACAGUUCAGCCUCUCUGUAAUGCUGGCUCAACUCUCUCCUCCUCCUUUCUCCACACCCCCUACAUCCCCACAACUUUGGCCGGCCGCCGGGCGACACCACGAGUUAUUUCCCUGCUAUUUCCCAGCUCCGGAGUUCUUGGCCUCUGAACAACUGGUUUCCUCUAGGAGUCUGGGAGGAGUGCUGUGGAGCAAGAAGCAACCCGAAGCUAGGAGUCUGUCAGCGAGGGCAGGGGCUGCCUGGUUGGGGUAGGAGUGGGAGCAGGGCCAGCAGGAGGGUCUGAGGAAGCCAUUCAAAGCGAGCAGCUGGGAGAGCUGGGGAGCCGGGAAGGGGUGAGUUUGGCAGAGGAAGAGGCCUACAGACUACAAGAGAGGAUCCUGGCGUCUGGGCCUCCUGGGUCAUCACCAUGAGGCCACUUCUUGCCCUGCUGCUUCUGGGUCUGGCAUCAGGCUCUCCUCCUCUGGACGACAACAAGAUCCCCAGCCUGUGUCCCGGGCAGCCCGGCCUCCCAGGCACACCAGGCCACCACGGCAGCCAAGGCCUGCCUGGCCGUGACGGCCGUGAUGGCCGCGACGGUGCACCCGGAGCUCCGGGAGAGAAAGGCGAGGGCGGGAGACCGGGACUACCUGGGCCACGUGGGGAGCCCGGGCCGCGUGGAGAGGCAGGACCUGUGGGGGCUAUCGGGCCUGCGGGGGAGUGCUCGGUGCCCCCACGAUCAGCCUUCAGUGCCAAGCGAUCAGAGAGCCGGGUACCUCCGCCAGCCGACACACCCCUACCCUUCGACCGUGUGCUGCUCAAUGAGCAGGGACAUUACGAUGCCACUACCGGCAAGUUCACCUGCCAAGUGCCUGGUGUCUACUACUUUGCUGUCCAUGCCACUGUCUACCGGGCCAGCCUACAGUUUGAUCUUGUCAAAAAUGGCCAAUCCAUAGCUUCUUUCUUCCAGUUUUUUGGGGGGUGGCCAAAGCCAGCCUCGCUCUCAGGGGGUGCGAUGGUGAGGCUAGAACCUGAGGACCAGGUAUGGGUUCAGGUGGGUGUGGGUGAUUACAUUGGCAUCUAUGCCAGCAUCAAAACAGACAGUACCUUCUCUGGAUUUCUCGUCUAUUCUGACUGGCACAGCUCCCCAGUCUUCGCUUAAAAUACAGUGAACCCGGAGCUGGCACUUGCUCCUAGUGGAGGGUGUGACACUGACCAGCGCGCAUACCAGGAGGGCUGGCCCCCUGGACUAUUGUGAAUGACUAAGAAGAGAGGGAGCCACCUCUGGUCCCCCUCCUGGCAAUGAAUAGUCAGAGGCUGUCUGAGGUCAGGACAGACAGCGUGGAGCAGUUGCUGGGUUUCUGCCCAGGACUUUAGAAUGCAGCAGGCUGGCAGCUGUGGAAUCCUGGCUCAGGACUCCAAGAUGGGAUGCUCCCUUCCUAGUCCUGUGCCCCUCUAGGUCUUUGACUCCAUCUCUCCUGCUCCCAAGGCAGGCCUUUUUCUCAGAGGUCACUUAAUAAACCUACAAUCCUC
Rattus norvegicus (Norway rat) is the source of this 1553-nucleotide messenger RNA. RefSeq names its product C1q and TNF related 5 (gene C1qtnf5). The record is from RefSeq and is a predicted model, not a curated record. Gene Ontology annotation, cellular component: apical plasma membrane; extracellular region. Gene Ontology annotation, molecular function: signaling receptor inhibitor activity; identical protein binding. Gene Ontology annotation, biological process: signal transduction. NCBI's taxonomy places the organism in Eukaryota, Metazoa, Chordata, Mammalia, Rodentia, Muridae.